AGUGCUGCCUACAUAUUUGGGGCCUGAGGGAGAAAAUCUCAAAGUAACUAGGACCAUCCGCCGGCUUCAAAACCUCUGCUCUCUCUACUCCACCUUAUCUUCUUUCCUCCUCAUAAACCCCUUUUCUUCCUUCACUCUACCCUAGAGAUAAUACCACCAAUGUCUUCUCUUACCAAACCCUUAAUCAAGAAUUUAUCCAUGGCGACCAAUUCUUGCCUUAUCUCUCUUCCUUCCUUCUUCACCACCACCAAAUCCAUGUCUUUUAUCUCAACCCCAUUAAAACCCAUCUCCCUUUCUUCCUCAUUCUCCUCUUCAUCUUCUUUUUUAUCUCUUAAAAAGACAACUACCCAAUUCCCAUCUAUUGUUUCUGUAGUGGCUGCUCAGCAAGAUGAUGACAGCAGUGUUGGCCUUGAAGAUAAAGAACAAGGUGGGGAAUCGCUUAGCUUUGAUUUUGCAAGUGUUGGUGAUGCAGGGGAGAGUGAUGAGGCUGAGGCCGAGGCGGAGGAGUACGAAGAACCUCCGGAAGAUGCGAAAUUGUUUGUUGGGAAUUUACCCUAUGAUAUAGAUAGUGAGGGGUUGGCUCAACUUUUUCAACAGGCUGGUGUUGUUGAGAUUGCUGAGGUCAUUUACAAUAGGGAGACUGAUAGGAGUCGUGGAUUCGGGUUUGUGACAAUGAGCACUGUGGAAGAAGCUGAAAAAGCUGUAGUACUGUACAACCGUUAUGAUCUCAAUGGAAGGCUCUUGACAGUCAACAAAGCUGCUCGAAGAGGAUCACAGCCAGAACGUCCACCUCGAACAUUUCAGCCUACUUACAGAAUCUAUGUUGGCAACAUCCCAUGGGACAUUGAUGAUGCACGCCUUGAGCAAGUCUUCAGUGAACAUGGUAAAGUAGUAAGUGCCCGGGUGGUUUAUGACAGAGAGUCUGGACGGUCACGAGGCUUUGGUUUUGUGACGAUGUCAAGUGAAGCUGAGAUGAGUGAAGCAAUAGCCAACCUUGAUGGACAGACUUUGGACGGGAGGACGAUCAGGGUAAAUGCUGCUGAAGAAAGACCUAGGCGCAACACGUUUUGAUUUUGAUCACAUGUUUUAUUGUUCGAUUGGCGUAGUAGUGACAGUUCUGCAGCUAUGAGCAGUUAGAUUUUCAUCAAACGUCUUUAAUUUGGCUCUCUACUUGUAAGUUUUUAUUUGUUGAUUACUUAUAUAGGGCACGGCGACUUUUUUU
Molecule: messenger RNA, 1222 nt
Organism: Solanum verrucosum
Lineage: Eukaryota; Viridiplantae; Streptophyta; Magnoliopsida; Solanales; Solanaceae
Product: 28 kDa ribonucleoprotein, chloroplastic-like
Exons: 4
Coding region: 160-1071 (303 amino acids)
Cellular component (GO): cytosol
Molecular function (GO): mRNA binding
Source: RefSeq, a predicted model, not a curated record